AUGAAAACCUUUAGCAUGCAAAAUGUGGUGCCAGACGACAUGGACUAUACUGAUCCGUCGAAAAAGUUCCGGCAAGUUCGGGCGUACACGGCAGCGCCAGGACAGCGGCCCGAUCCGUAUGCGAGGAAGGCGCCCAAGAACAUUGAGCUCUGCUGGGCGUGUGGGUGGACGUGGAAAAACCAGACGCUCUCGUCGUACGGGCCUCGAGUGAGGGUGAUGCAUACGAAAAACAACAAUGGCAUCUGGACCAUCGGGUCCCGUUGGGUGCUUCACGACCAGCCCAACGAUCGGUACCUGGGGAACCACUACAUGACGGUGAAAUUCCUCCUUCGGCAGCCCGGCUUGACGAUUCCUCUCCCCAAGGAGAUCCACAGCCUGAGCCAACCGACCGAUCCGAUCCUCUUUACCUUGGAGUCGCGGGUGCCAGGGCUGCCGCUCAACCAGGUUUGGCUUGGCCUCUCCCCGGACGAGAAGGCCAGCUAUAGCCGCCAGAUGGCCGAUAUUCUCAAACAGAUGCGACAGAUGACGUCGCCUCGAAUGCAAAAGGUGGACGGUAGCCGACUCGACGACCGCAUCGUGAGUGUAUGCAGCGGCAAGCAGGUCGGGAGCUGUUUCAAGAUCGGAUACGACGUCGAUCAAUGGUUUGAGGACCUUGGACCCGAUCUACGCAUAGGACUGGCCUGCAGCCUCGAGACUACCGAUCCCAUCGUCAUCGAAGAGAAAUUCCGCGAACUCAGAGACAACUUUCCCCCCUGUGAGCCGUAUGUCCUCGCCCAUGGUGACCUCAACCUCACGAACAUCAUCGUCAAAGACGGCAAAAUCCAGGGUAUCAUCGACUGGGAAAUGGCUGGAUACUAUCCUUGGUGGAUGGACCGGUGGGUUCAAGGCAAUUUGCCGGGAGGGCCGGGUUCUGAACUGGACACAGAUGAACUAUUCGAUCCAAUUUGGAAGGAGCUUGAGCCAGACUUGUCCCGGGAAAAAUUCGUGGAGCUGGUUCAUCGUCCGAUUGAAGAGGCAACCCAGGCCUUCUCCAGUUGUACUAAAGACCAUCCAUACCGCAACGUCCCAGAGGGACUAAUCGAGGACUGCCCAAUGUGGCUAAAGGACUCCUUUUGCGAAUGUCAGCCCAUCCAAGGACACUUCAAGCCGCAAUUUUGGGGAGUGGAGCAAUCUUGUGAAAUCGACGCAAGGUGGAAUCCAGAAGUAGAUACUAGGAUGCUUGAGGAGCGAUAUAAGAGAAAGGACCCACGUGCUCUGGCUUCGACGCUUGGGAAAGAUUUGGAAACACCGCCGAGUGGCAGUGGCCAAGACGAGUCGAAGUAA
Capronia epimyces CBS 606.96 is the source of this 1323-nucleotide messenger RNA. RefSeq lists its product as uncharacterized. The transcript has a single exon. NCBI's taxonomy places the organism in Eukaryota, Fungi, Ascomycota, Eurotiomycetes, Chaetothyriales, Herpotrichiellaceae. Bases 1 to 1323 code for a protein of 440 amino acids. The record is from RefSeq and is a predicted model, not a curated record.